Messenger RNA from Drosophila innubila, 1937 nucleotides. RefSeq names its product DNA topoisomerase 1-like. The record is from RefSeq and is a predicted model, not a curated record. The coding region runs from base 78 to 1760 and encodes 560 amino acids. The transcript is spliced from 2 exons. Gene Ontology annotation, cellular component: chromosome; nucleolus. Gene Ontology annotation, molecular function: DNA topoisomerase type I (single strand cut, ATP-independent) activity; DNA binding. Gene Ontology annotation, biological process: DNA replication; chromosome segregation; DNA topological change. Lineage: Eukaryota; Metazoa; Arthropoda; Insecta; Diptera; Drosophilidae.
CGCAAGGAGUUCACAUCCCUAUAAAUAGCAUUGUAAUUGCUGAUUUGCCAUAUGGAGAUGAUGAAAUUCCCUUAGCAAUGUCAGUGGAACAAGCAUCGUCGGAAUCCAGCUGGCAUCAGGAACUUGGCGUUUCCGGACAGCAGCAGACAAUCAAAUGGCGCACUCUGAAACACAAUGGACCCGUCUUUGCACCACCUUAUAUUCGAUUGCCUCCGCAUGUAAAGUUCUACUACAAGUCUAGACCUGUCGAAUUAUCGGAAGCAGCCGAAGAGGCAGCCACUCUCUACGCAAAGAUUCUUAAGACGGACAUAGCAAAAAAUCCAAUAUUGCAAUCAAACUUUUUCAAGUGCUUUGUUCGAUUACUUCAUCCGCAUCAACGUGAGUUUAUCAAAAAGUUAUCGCUAUGCAACUUUAAGCAGAUCCAUGAGCAUUGUCAGCGUGCGGCAGAGCUGAAGUCCCGUUGCAGCAAGGAUCAGUUGAAGCAACAGCGUCAGGAGGAGAUGGAUCGGUUUGGCUACUGUGAGAUCGAUGGUCAGCUGGAAAAGAUCGCCAACUAUCGCAUCGAGCCUCCAGGCAUAUUCCGGGGUCGUGGCAAUCAUCCCCUGAUCGGGCUGCUUAAGCCACGAGUCCAACCCGAAGACAUUACCAUCAAUUGCAGUGACGGCUGGACGCCAGCAGCACCCGAGGGGCACAGUUGGAAGAAGACGUUACACAACAAUAAGGUCAGCUGGCUGGCACGCUGGAGGGACUCGAUGCUGGGUAAGCAAAGGUAUAUCUGGCUGAGCUCAGCAUCACGGCUGGAAGGCAUUCGGGAUCUCAACAAGUUUGAGACGGCACGACGUUUGUCGCUUCAUAUUCGCAUGAUACGUCUGUCAUAUCGGAAUGAUUGGCACUCGGAGGAUUUGAGGCUACGACAACGAGGCGUGGCCCUCUAUCUGAUUGACAGGCUGAUGCUCCGAGUGGGCAACGAGAAGCAGGAGAAUACAGCGGACACUGAAGGCUGUUGCACACUGCGAGUUGAGCACUUGAAGCUAUGCAAUCGAUUGCAAGGAGUCCCUCAUGUGGUCGUGUUUAACUUUCUCGGCAAGGAUUCAAUUAAGUUCUAUCGCAAAGUUGCCGUCAACUCGACAGUCUUUGCGAAUUUGCGUUGUUUUCUGAAGGGCAAACAGAGCGUAGAUUUGGUGUUCGAUUUGCUUUUGGCAAAGUAUCUAAACAGACAUCUGAAAAUGCUUAUGGAGGGACUUACAGCCAAGGUUUUUCGCACCUACAAUGCCAGCAAGCUGCUGCAAAAACGCCUCGAUGAUCUCACGCAUCCCUGUCUGGCUCUCAAUGAGAAACUCCAUGUCUAUACCAAGGCCAACGCCAUGGCAGCCCAAUUCUGCAAUCAUCGACGUGCGAUGACAAAGGCCAACUCCCUUAAGCUGCUCAACUGGCAGAAACUCAUCAAAGUCAAGCAAUCUCAGAUUGUACACUUCAAGAAACGCUGCAGAAUCAAACGUCAUUUUCAUUCAGCUAGCAAUAAUAAGAAAAAACUAUGCAAGCUUCAAAGCGAACUAUCCACUCUGAAGGCGAAGCUGGAAAAAGACUCGGUGCGAAGCAAUGUAGCCCUAACCACAUCGAAGGUCAACUAUCUAGAUCCUCGCAUCACGGUCGCCUGGUGCAAGCGGAAUAAUGUUCCCAUUGAGAAGGUCUUUAAUUCGACGCUGCGGAACAAAUUUAAAUGGGCAAUACGAGCGACAAACGAGGAUUUCCGUUUCUAACACAGACGGGUAAUUAUUUAAUGGGACAUACAAAUAUUAUAUAUUCACGCUUUCUAUAUUUGGUAUCAAAGCAUAUGUAAAUAACUGAAAAGAUAACUUAUAUCUGUCAUAAAAACAUCUUUUCAUCUUCUCGAAGUUCCCAGCUCUGCUCACUUUGAAAUAUAUAUUUACAUCAUG